AUGGACGCCAGCACUGCCACCGGUGCUCAUCGCCCAGAUGGAAACCUCCGCGAGCGCACCCCGGCCUCGCGUCCCGUUGACGUGCGCGCCGUCGACAAUGCCCUUGCGGAUGCUGGCUACCAGGUAGUCGAGAAAGAGAACGACAGACCGACAGCGACAUUCGGCCGGACCCCUGACGGUACAAUCUUCACCGUCCCCCAGACCCACGACAUGGUCUCGCAGCUCCUGUCGCCGACCGAACCGAAGAACCUGUCUGAUCUGAUCGUGCUGGCUAUUCUGGCCGUCCACAUCCUGUCCUUUGCCGCGCUCCCGGCCUCCGCAAGGAUCCCAGUCUUUGCGCUCGUCUACUUGCUCUGGAGAUCCGCCUACAACGGCGGCAUUGGCUGGCUGCUGCACAAACAGUCACACCACAAUUCCAUGAUCAGAUGGGCUAUCAAGUCCAAGAUCUUCGAGAACCCGGCCACAGGCGAAAACCCCCAUCCGAAGCUGUACCAGUUCUUCAAGAAGGACAUGGAGACCAUGAUACCAAAAGACUAUUCUUUCGAUGAUGCCCCCCUGGAAUACAACACAUGGCUAGUCUUUCGACGUCUCGUGGACGUGAUCUUGAUGUGUGACUUCAUCUCCUACUGUCUGUUUGCAGUAGCAUGCGGCCACCGUCCCGAAACCGAGACUGCGCUUAUGACUGGCCUCAGAUGGGCUGCAGGCAUUGCCCUGGUCCUCUUCAAUCUCUGGGUCAAACUCGAUGCCCAUCGGGUCGUCAAGGACUUUGCCUGGUACUGGGGAGAUUUUUUCUUUCUCAUUGACCAAGAGCUCACCUUCGACGGCGUGUUCGAAAUGGCGCCGCAUCCGAUGUACUCGGUAGGCUAUGCGGGCUACUACGGCAUUUCUCUGAUGGCUGCUAGCUACAAGGUGCUCUUCAUUUCCAUAGUCGCGCACGCAGCUCAGUUUGUUUUCUUGGUCCUGGUCGAAAACCCCCAUAUUGAAAAGACAUACAAUCCGCCAGCGCCUCGGAAGCGUUCCGUGCAACACGAUAGCAGCACAAACAGUCCCCCGGCAUCUCCUUUGAAGGAUUCAUUCGUAUCCACACCCGCUAAUGAGAGCGCUGUUCCGCUGCCGUCAGCCGUUCACAACUUACUUGGACCGCAAAACCUAGAUCUACACAGGGUGACAGACUCGUCUAUCAUCUUGGUCCAAAUUCUCGUUGCUGUUCUCACUAUCCUCACACCGUCCACUACUAUUUAUCAAUUCAUCUUCGUCGCCAAUGCCGCUCUGUGGAGAUGCUGGUAUUCUAUUGGCAUCGGAUACAUACUCCACCGACAAUCCAAAUCCAAGUCUUGGACUCGCCACUUUGUCAAAUUCGGGGAUAGCACAGAGGAGGCCUGGCGCCAGUGGAAAGGGUCUUACCACUUGAGCAUGACCCUUUGUUAUUCCACGUUCAUCGCAGCUGCAUGGAAAAUGUACUCCUUGCCCGCUGAUUGGAAUCACGGGCUCGUUCUUCUAAAACACGUUCUCGGUGCGAGUUUGAUUUUAUUGCAGACUUGGACUUCUGUGAGUAUCUACCAGUCACUUGGAGAGUUUGGAUGGUUUUUCGGUGAUUUCUUUUUUGAUGCGCAAUCUAAACUCACCUACAGCGGCAUAUACCGCUAUCUCAACAACCCAGAGCGCGUUUUGGGCCUAGCUGGCGUAUGGGGUGCAGCAUUAAUCACCAGCAAAGGACCUGUGAUAUUCCUUGCGUUGCUGAGCCAUGUCUUGACUUUAGCCUUCAUUCAACUGGUGGAGCGUCCACAUAUGCAGAAACUCUAUGGCCGCAGUUUGCGCCAGGAUGCGGGUUUGGUGAAGAGCCUCAAACGAUCCCUGCCUCCGCCUCUGCAACAGCUUGGCGGAAGCGUGGACCGCAUGAUGGACGAAUCGUUUGAUUUUGUCGAGGAGCUUCUCGAAACCGCUCGUCCUAAAUUGGCCACUGGAGUCAAUACAUUCAUGAAAGAUGCGAAGUCUCUGUUUAGCCAAUAUCCCGCCCGAGUCACUAUUUCUCGUCUUGACGAUGAAGUCGCCGCAGGUUACGACCUAGAAGACUAUUCCCUGGAGGUCGAAGGCACCGAAUCCUCGCCAUCGGCACAGGUCGACCGCAGCAGUGGCCGAGAAGGCGCCAGUGCGAGAGAACCCCUGGAACGACGAGGAGACCUAAAGAGUUUGAUUUUCGAAUACGGCUCCCCGGUCAAAGUCAAGUGGACUGCACCGCUGAACCAUAGCAAAAAGGACUGGGUCGGCCUGUACAUGGUGACUGACAACACCAGACGAGAAGUCACCCGCGUUUCGUCUCAAGGCAGAUGGAUAGCCACGAACGAAGGCGCCUACGACAGCUUAACCUGCGAGAAGGGACUAAUCGCCAGCGACAUUGUUGUUUCUGCAUCUCAUCGCCAGGAUGGAGAGAACCGAGACUUUGCCUCUGGCGAGAUGUUGUUCUCAGGCGACAAACUGUUCUGGACGCAAGGCGUGUUUGAGUUCCGAUACCACCACAAUGGCAGACACAACGUCAUGGCUAUCUCACGGCCAUUUGAAAUCCGAAUCGGUCGCUUCGACGAGGACGAUAUCGAGGUUGACAAUGCCGGAGUAGUCCAAGCCGCCGUCGAAGCCGCCCUGCUACCAGUUGUGCGCAACUGCUUCGAUCAAAACCCUGAAAUUGCGCCAGAGGCUGCCGACGAGCACUUUGGAACCCUUGUCGAGCGAGAUGGCAAAUACGCUAGACGUGUCGUCUUUGCGGUUCACCAGAUGUUCGGCGUCGAGUUUGCUCCCGAAGUUGUCCGUGCCGACGGCAAUGUUCGCAACAUGGCCUGGAGAAUAUGCAACGCAAAGAAAGUGCUAGCCCCCUACAGCAUGUCCAGAUCGAAAGGAACGACAACGCCGACUGCAUCCAAAGACUAG
Molecule: messenger RNA, 2922 nt
Organism: Talaromyces rugulosus
Lineage: Eukaryota; Fungi; Ascomycota; Eurotiomycetes; Eurotiales; Trichocomaceae
Exons: 4
Coding region: 1-2922 (973 amino acids)
Biological process (GO): phosphatidylcholine biosynthetic process
Molecular function (GO): phosphatidylethanolamine N-methyltransferase activity
Source: RefSeq, a predicted model, not a curated record